Molecule: messenger RNA, 346 nt
Organism: Gloeophyllum trabeum ATCC 11539
Lineage: Eukaryota; Fungi; Basidiomycota; Agaricomycetes; Gloeophyllales; Gloeophyllaceae
Exons: 3
Source: RefSeq, a predicted model, not a curated record
CAUGCCCCCCGUCCGCUUCAAGCUCGUCUUCUUCACCCCGGCCUCCUCGACGCGCACUAUCCUUGACCAGCUCUUCGCUCGGCACCCGCAAACGCUAGGCAAGAUCGGCGCGUACGAGCAGUGCGCGUUCGUCUCCCGCGGUACCGGCCAGUUCAAGCCGACCGCAGAAGCGAACCCCGCGAUCGGUAAGCCGGGCGAGCUUGAGUUCGUGGAAGAAGACAGGGUGGAAAUGGUGGUGAAUGAUGGAGGGGACAAGAAGGAGAUCAGGGAGGUGCUUGGUGCGUUGAAGGAGGUGCACCCGUAUGAGGAGGUCGCGUACGACGUGUAUCGGCUGGAGGACGUUUGA